CCCUUUCCUUAAACCCAGCUACAGAAAAAAUUCAAUCUUUGAUCCUAUUUCUCUUUUUAAAAAAAUAGCAUGAAACGCUUCACACUUCACUCUCACUUCUGUUUCUGAGCAAAAGAUUUGACGGCUCAUCCAUUUAUGCUUUUUUCUUUACGGUAGCAAUGGCCUCAACAUCUUCAUCAUUCUUUACUUUCCGGCACCAAGAUAGAGGACCGAGAAAUAUGGUUUCUGUAGAAGGGGUUGGUGCUAGGAGAGUUCGGUGCCUGAAUCUUAAGACAUCAUUUACAGGUUCAUUUCCGGUGUCAGUUUGGCAGUUUAGAGUAGUCUUGAACUAUCCUGUUAAAAAAACUCUUUUACUUCCUUCUAUAAAGUGUACGAGUGAGGAUAAAGAAAAGAAGCAAGAUUCCUUUGAACAAGUAUCAGUUGAGCGUUACCCAUAUUAUAGCUAUCUGGACUCCACAUCUGGGCAGCUUGAACCUGCCUCUGGUGCUCGUGCAAGCAUUCCUGGGCAGGAGUACUGGCCCGAAGGCACAGCUAGUAGAGUGAGAGCUGCCAGAGCUCCUGAACCUCCGGGUGUUUCCACAGGAACUCCGUCUUAUGGAAAAAAUCCUGGAAGUAGAAGAAAGAAGCACAAGGUAUCUGCUGCCACUUCUGAGUCUUCAGUGACGGAUGUAAUCGCAGAUAAUCUAGUGGAACUGGAGACUUCAGAUGCUGCAUCCGAAGGCCCAAAAGAUCUCUCCUCAGAGUAUGUUGUUUAUCAGACCGAACCUGAAGAAGAGGAGCUCACUGAGUAUGAACUGGACAAAAGAGUUGGGAACCCUCACCCUUUUGUUGAUCCAAAAGUAAAGAAGCCAAUUGAGAAGACACUGACAAGUGAACAACUAUGGUGGAACUGGAGAAAGCCAGAUAAGGAGCAAUGGUCAAGGUGGCAGAGGCGACGCCCUGAUGUUGAAACGGUGUUUCUAAAAGCUAUGGCAGAGACUGGGCAAGUAAAGCUUUAUGGUGAGCAUCCUACUAGGACAGAGACUGCACUCUACAGAGCAAGGCGACACAUAUACAAAGAAGAAAGGCUACAGGCAGAACAAGAUAGACUGGAGAAAGAUGGUCCAAUUGCGUACUACUCAGAGUGGGUUAAAGCUUGGAAGAGAGACACUUCACGUGAAGCUAUUCAAAAGCACUUUGAAGAGACUGGAGAAGAUGAGAACAAACAGCUCAUUGAAAUGUUCUGCCAUCAAACUGAUCGAGAAUACCGCAUAAUGAUAGGAACUGAUAACCGUAUCCGUCGAGAUCCUUUAGCCAUGAGAAUGAGGGAGGAUCAGAUAAAACAGAUAUGGGGUGGAGAUCCCGUUUACCCAACAAUAAAUUACAUUCAAGACCCAAAUGAGGUGAUCGAUUUUAGAGGUCCAGAUUUUCACGAACCAACACCAGAUAUGCUUGCAUAUCUGAAAGAGCAUCGCAAAAUAAUUCCAAGAGCGGAGCUAGAUGCUAUUCUGGCAAAAGAGAAAACAGAAGAAAUAGAGUACACAGAUAUGGAUGAAGCCAUGGCACAAGCUGUUGACAUCGGUGAAAAUGAUGAUGAAGAAGAGAGUGGAGUUGAAGAGGAGAAAAUCUCUCGCAAUUGGAGUGUUCUGAAAAGUAAUCCUGAGCUUCGCAAGACAAAGCCUAAACCGAAAAAAGAAAACAUGUCUUUGGAUGAAGCUAUAGAUGAUUCUGAAAACUUAACAGACUUCCUCAUGGACUUUGAAGGGGAUGAGUAACUCUAUGCACCUCAUGGUCGGAAGGAUAAAUAGAGAUCCAUCUCGUUAUAUGAUGAAUAUGUAGCUUUAAGCGAUGUUCUGCUGCAUGUCUGCUGACUUGCUGAUCAUCUGGAUAGGAACCUAUAUAUGAUAUGAUAUGAUGCCUUGUCACUGAAAAAAAUUGUUAUAAAAUUUCGGUUCUUGAGACUAAGUAGCAAGGUUGCAUACUUUCAUCAGAAAUGGAUGGUCUGAUCUUUGGUCUUUCAUGUAGCAAAAAGGGAGCUCCUCCAUCAUGUGAAUUUACUUGAGGAUUUAGUUUAAAUGUAAAGGGUGUUUUACACCCCAAAUGAUUGUCUUGGUGUAAUUAAUGCUCCUGUGUUCUUGUGUGACA
Molecule: messenger RNA, 2124 nt
Organism: Ipomoea triloba (trilobed morning glory)
Lineage: Eukaryota; Viridiplantae; Streptophyta; Magnoliopsida; Solanales; Convolvulaceae
Product: protein PLASTID TRANSCRIPTIONALLY ACTIVE 12, chloroplastic
Exons: 11
Coding region: 159-1754 (531 amino acids)
Biological process (GO): positive regulation of red or far-red light signaling pathway; response to light stimulus; positive regulation of DNA-templated transcription
Cellular component (GO): nucleus; chloroplast
Source: RefSeq, a predicted model, not a curated record